AUGUUGGUUCUCAUCUGGGCAGCUCUGCUCUUCUCUGCCAACUCUGCCACAGGUACAUUUCAAGGAGGAGAAGAGUUCUGUUCCAAUGGCUUCUGUGUCACCCUUGAAAGAGCUGUAACAGCAGAGGCUGGACUCUGUGCUGUUAUUCCUUGUUCUUUCACCCAUCCAGACACCUUCAAACCCAAACAUGCCAUUUGGUUUGAAUGUGGCCUCACAUGUAGUUAUGUGAUACGCUCAAUAUUCAGCUCCAACAACCAAAAUGUUUUGGCCAGAUAUAAAAAACGAGUGGCUCUGUUGGACUCUGACUGGGCAAUGACGAAGAACUGUAGCAUCAUCAUCAAUGACCUCACUGAGCAGGACACUGGAUCAUACAUGUUCAGGGUUACUGAUGGGAGAAGUGGAUUGACUUACAAUUUUGAAACAAAGGUCAAUGUCACAGCUCUGAGCCAGAAGCCCACAGUGACGUCUCCUCAGCUGACAGAGGGACAGCAGACCACACUGACCUGCACGGCUCCGGGACACUGCUCUGGAUCUCCUCCUGAAAUCAUCUGGAAGUGGAGAGGAACAGGAGAGACCAGCUCUCAUGUUGUGAGCAACACCUCCACAGAAACUGUUGUCUCACAGAAAUACAGCUCAACUCUCACCUUUACCCCUUCAGCUAAACACCACGGCAUCAAGGUCGCUUGUUGGGUCAGUUUUUUGAGCAGGUUUACAACAGAGGAGACGGUGACUCUGGUUGUGACUUAUGUGAAGACUCCUACAAUCACUGGCAAUACAAGUGUGAAGGAGGGUGAAGCUCUGACUCUGACCUGCAGCGCUGACAGUCACCCUCCAUCUCUCAUCACAUGGAUGAAACUCCACUCUGAGGAAUACCUGCAGAAUGGCACUGAAACGGCCACACUGGUCAUCCCCAACGUGAAAGCAGAACAUUCUGGACAAUAUGUCUAUGUGAAGAUGCCUACAAUCACUGGCAAUGCAAGCGUGAAGGAGGGUGAAGCUUUGACUCUGACCUGCAGCGCUGACAGUCACCCUCCAUCUCUCAUCACAUGGAUGAAACUCCACUCUGAGGAAUACCUGCAGAAUGGCACUGAAACAGCCACACUGGUCAUCCCCAACGUGACAGCAGAACAUUCUGGACAAUACGUCUGUACAGCACGACACCUCAACACGACCCUGACAGCAUCUGCCAGUGUAACUGUGAUGUAUGUGAAGACUCCUACAAUCACUGGCAAUACAAGUGUGAAGGAGGGUGAAGCUCUGACUCUGACCUGCAGCGCUGACAGUCACCCUCCAUCACUCAUCACAUGGAUGAAACUCCACUCUGAGGAAUACCUGCAGAAUGGCACUGAAACGGCCACACUGGUCAUCCCCAACGUGAAAGCAGAACAUUCUGGACAAUAUGUCUAUGUGAAGAUGCCUACAAUCACUGGCAAUGCAAGCGUGAAGGAGGGUGAAGCUUUGACUCUGACCUGCAGCGCUGACAGUCACCCUCCAUCUCUCAUCACAUGGAUGAAAGUCGACUCUGAGGAAUACCUGCAGAAUGGCACUGAAACGGCCACACUGGUCAUCCCCAACGUGACAGCAGAACAUUCUGGACAAUACGUCUGUAUAGCAUGCCACUUCAACAGAGUCCUGACAGCAUCUGCCAAUGUAACUGUGAUGUAUGUGAAGACUCCUACAAUCACUGGCAAUACAAGUGUGAAGGAGGGUGAAGCUUUGACUCUGACCUGCAGCGCUGACAGUCACCCUCCAUCUCUCAUCACGUGGAUGAAACUCCACUCUGAGGAAUACCUGCAGAAUGGCACUGAAACGGCCACACUGGUCAUCCCCAACGUGACAGCAGAACAUUCUGGACAAUAUGUCUGUACAGCACAACACCUCAACAGAGCCCCGACAGCAUCUGCUAAUGUAACUGUGAUGUUCCGUCCAAAGAUCCAAAACGGUUCUGAGUGUGUGGUUGAGUCGGAUGUCCUGACUUGUGUGUGUAUCAGCCUGGGGGUUCCCUUACCCUCCAUCAAAUGGCCGUUGUUGGAGAGCCAGGCUGAGUACUCCAUCACUACCACCAUGUCAAGCUUCACUGUCAACAGCACCAUCAUCCUGCCUGUGAGGGAACUCGACAACACCACUGUGGAGUGUGUCAGCAGCAGCGCUGUGACUGAGGAAGUAAAAACAAACCUCACCAUCAUCAGAAAAAGCGAGACAGAACAAGAGGAAAUGGCUGAUAUCAUCAGAGGCCUAAACCUCCUGGAGACCCUAAAAGAGUCCAUAGAGAGCAAUCAAUUAUCAGAUGUCAAAGAUGCAGUGGAAAACCUGCUGAUUAGCAGGAUCCAUUUAGGGAUUGUGGGGGAACGUGGGGUUCAAAAGGCCACAUUUCUAAAUGCCGUGCAUGGCCUUGGCCCUGAGGACGAGGGGGGAGCCCUGUCUCCAUCCCCUACGCCCCCAGAGGGAGUGGCCGGCUACCCCAACCCUAAACACCCUGACUUCCGCCUGUGGGAUCUGCCACCUGUCCCGACCACCUCUCCGUUUGAACCCCAGGGAUACAUGGACAGAUCGCACAUGAGGACGGAUGAUGUGUGCUGCAGACUGCUGUGA
Myripristis murdjan (pinecone soldierfish) is the source of this 2592-nucleotide messenger RNA. RefSeq names its product sialic acid-binding Ig-like lectin 10. Bases 1 to 2592 code for a protein of 863 amino acids. NCBI's taxonomy places the organism in Eukaryota, Metazoa, Chordata, Actinopteri, Holocentriformes, Holocentridae. The transcript is spliced from 11 exons. The record is from RefSeq and is a predicted model, not a curated record. Gene Ontology annotation, biological process: cell adhesion. Gene Ontology annotation, cellular component: plasma membrane. Gene Ontology annotation, molecular function: GTP binding; sialic acid binding.